Messenger RNA from Mesorhabditis spiculigera, 1089 nucleotides. NCBI's taxonomy places the organism in Eukaryota, Metazoa, Nematoda, Chromadorea, Rhabditida, Rhabditidae. The record is from the annotation of a GenBank genome assembly.
AUGGGAAAUUCCCAAUAUUCGCAGCUGCAAACGGCCGACCCGAGCGAUGCGCUGACGCCAAGUUCCAGACUUCUGAAGUCGACGUCGGUGUUCAACUGUCGGGAUCCGAAAAAGCGGCCGUCGCCCCACAUCGAAAAUGUUGGAGCCCUCGCGCCAGUGCGACCUGGAAUGCUGAUUUCCGGAGGGAAGGAUAGUAUCAUAUCCCUAAACAACCUGGACGUCGGCGACAGUUUGAUGACGUGGCGAGGGCACACAAAAGAAGUGUUAAAGGUGGUCUACCGUAACACAGGUGGGAAGCACCUCGUGCUCUCUGCUUCCCGUGACGAGACCAUUCGAUUAUGGCAAUUCAACGCGGCGUCACCCCAAAAAGUCUACACCGGACAUCGGCUGCCCAUUUCGGGGCUUGUGCUGUUUGAUGAUGGCAAAUUCGUCUCCGGCGGCCGGGAUACAACGCUCCGAUUGUGGGACGUCGAGAAGGGGAAUGUCAUCUGCGAGAAUCAGAUUAAUCGAAAUCUGGUCACCCACAUCGCCUACAAUGCGCAAAAGAAUUGGCUGGCCCAGUCGUCGGAAGAUAAGCACCUGAGGCUGUGGGAUCCGAGGAGCAUGGAAGUGAUUGCAUGCUAUCCGAGACAACUGCAUAUUCAGACCUUCUGCGAAUUCACCCCCGAUGCAAAUAUGGUGAUGACGACCAGUGCCGGCUGGAAUGGCGAUGGCUGUACGAUUACGCUCUGGGACACACGGACCCGAAAAAUCUACAAAGAGCUGAGUGGGCACGACGCUACCGUAACCGGCGUCGCGAAUUUGCAUCAAAACGUCAGCCAGAGGAAGCUGAUCGCCAGCGUCAGCCUCGAUCGCACCGUGAAAGUGUGGAGUCUGGAGGAUGGGGUCUGUCUCUGGACGGAAACAGCGCCGGCUGGUGGUGGAUUGUUGGCUUGCGCGAGUUUUUCGGAUUCCAGCCUCGCCGUAUCUGGCUGCGACGGUCUCAUCGCACACCUCCGACUUCUCGGUCGUGGUGGCCGACCUUUGCUUCACUGCGUCUCCUAUCAAACGCGACGCUACGAUCCUCAAACUUCGCAUACAACAGACUCC